GCAGUAGUAGUACAUCCGGGUGAUUCCAGUGACCUUGGGCUCGUGAGAAUCAUGGCGGCUCUUGUAAGGAUAAGUUAUGUUUGCCACAGAGGUGUCAGCCCUCUGUUAUUUCGCUCUUCCUCCCUCAUCAGACCUUUGGCCGUACAGAAGGAUCGUGAUUGUCCUUAUCACUUGAUAUCAGCAAAGAUCCACGCAACUCCAUCCAACUAUGCAGGCUCUGGGUCCAAAGCGGCUUCUCUGCACUGGACGGGAGAGCGGAUCCUGAGCAUAGCUCUUCUGGGUUUGGCACCCAUGGCAUACUUUUACCCCGUCCCUGCUGUUGACUACACUUUAGCAGCUGCACUUACUCUGCAUGGUCACUGGGGUCUUGGCCAGGUUUUGACAGAUUAUGUUCACGGAGACUCUAAAAUCAAGAUGGCUAAUGCUGGCCUCUUCCUUCUGUCGAGCGUCACCUUUGCUGGCCUGUGCUACUUCAACUACCAUGACGUGGGGAUUUGUAAAGCCGUGGCCCUCUUGUGGAGUAAAUGACUUGACUGAGAAGGAGGAUGGGAUCCGCUCUUGGCAUCAGCGUUCAAGUUUAUCAUAUUCAGUGACAUUAUACGUAAAUUCUAUAAAUAUCUAAUUUUUGACAACAUUGUGUCGAUUAGCAAGUGUUUUUAAUUGUUAAUGUUGUCAGUUUGUUCAGAACAUGCUUAGCUUUUGCUUAAGAUGGAAAUCACUGCAUGUCAUCCACUCUAUUGUCUGGUAAAUCAGUGUUUCUGAUGCAGCAAAAGGAACUAAUUGUUGUGGCUACAAGAUGCUGGUCACUGUAUUUGAACUUGAAAAUCAGUAAUUGAACAAUAUAACAUUUUUAAAGGAAAAUGAUCAGGUAAUAAAUGUUUUGGCCGUAUUUAUGGCAUAAUGUCUUUUUGUCAGCUAUCAUGUUAAAACAGUAUCUUGAUUGAAGUUGGCUGUGUCAUAUGCAGAAUUAACUUUACACAGGUAUCUGAACAUGCACCUUGAUAGUCCUCCAUUAUUGACCACAACUUCUGGAGAAUUCAAGUCACAUUGACAGCAUUUCGGCUUUACACUUUGCAUGGCUGUAUUUCUACUCAAGUAAGUAGUUGUUUAUGAAAGGCAAUUUGUAACUGGAUAUGCCUUGCAUUAAAAAGCAAUUUAUUUACGUCUUUUAUUUUGAAUUGCUUAGAUGUAUUUAAAAAAGUUAUAUCCCAGCUUGUGUGGGUAAUGAUACAAAUGUGAAUCUAAAUGACAAAAUACGAGUUGUGGCUCUAAGGGUUACUAGAUAUAUAAAGUGCUAUGGAGAUUUGUGUUAUAUAUCUGUAUGACUAGAUCUCUAUGCAGAUUGAAGCUUUGAGUACAAUUGUGCACUUAAGAAUAAAAAGUUAUUUUUUUCAUUAUUA
Messenger RNA from Carassius auratus (goldfish), 1400 nucleotides. It is a transcript of the gene sdhdb, whose product is annotated as succinate dehydrogenase complex, subunit D, integral membrane protein b. Gene Ontology annotation, molecular function: heme binding; ubiquinone binding. The coding region runs from base 52 to 528 and encodes 158 amino acids. The record is from RefSeq and is a predicted model, not a curated record. The transcript has 4 exons. Lineage: Eukaryota; Metazoa; Chordata; Actinopteri; Cypriniformes; Cyprinidae. Gene Ontology annotation, biological process: tricarboxylic acid cycle; mitochondrial electron transport, succinate to ubiquinone. Gene Ontology annotation, cellular component: membrane; respiratory chain complex II (succinate dehydrogenase); mitochondrial envelope.